Molecule: messenger RNA, 951 nt
Organism: Adineta steineri
Lineage: Eukaryota; Metazoa; Rotifera; Eurotatoria; Adinetida; Adinetidae
Source: the annotation of a GenBank genome assembly
AUGGGUAUAUUACUUGACGUAGGAGUAUUAAAAGAAUUAAUAAAACGACCAAUACAAGUUUUAAUAGGAUUCGUUUGUCAAUAUGGUAUGAUGCCAAUUCUAGCUUAUACUAUAUCAAAACUUUUUCGAUAUGAUCCAUUAUAUGGUCUUGGUUUGUUUGUUGUUGGAUGUUGUCCAGGUGGAUCAGCCUCAAAUCAAUGGACAGUUAUAUUCGAUGGUGAUCUUAAUCUAUCUGUAUUUAUGUCAUUUGCAUCAACAGUAGCAUCAUUUUUUAUGAUGCCAUUUUGGUUAUAUACACUUGGGCAAUAUGCUUAUUUAGAGGAACUUAAAAUUCGUAUACCAUUUUUGAAUUUAGCACAAUCAUUAUUAACAAUUAUUGCACCAGUUGGAAUAGGAAUGCUUCUAGUUCAUUGUAUUCCAAAAUUAAAAUCAAUUAUUCAACGUAUUGUGAAACCAACAUUAAUAUUAAUUAUAUUUUAUUUCUUUGUAUUUGGUGCUUUUGCAAAUUAUUAUCUAUUGCGAUAUAUUGAUUUACGUACAGCAUUAACAGCACCUUUAUUACCAUGGUUAGGUUUUGGAUUAGGUGGUUUCUUAGCUUGGGUUUUUAAACAAGACGAGAAACGAAUUAUAACCAUUGGAAUUGAAACAGGUAUUCAAAAUGUUGGUAUUGCAUUUAUGAUAUUACUUUAUUCACUUCCAGCACCAGACAAUAGUCAAGCAACUGUAAUGCCACUUGUUGUUGCUUAUUUAUCAAAUCAACCAUUGUAUAUUCUUCUUAUAUAUCAAAUCAUACGUCGAAAAUGUUGUAAAUCAGAAAAAUCAGUUGAUACAUUAAGUAAAACAACUCCUGAAUUGAGUGAAGUCAAAUCCGAAGUACUAGAUAAUGAAAUUUCAAUACCAUUAACAGCUGCAGGUUUAAGUGCUGGUUCUGAGCCAAUUAAAAUCGUAUAA